Molecule: messenger RNA, 3273 nt
Organism: Nerophis lumbriciformis (worm pipefish)
Lineage: Eukaryota; Metazoa; Chordata; Actinopteri; Syngnathiformes; Syngnathidae
Source: RefSeq, a predicted model, not a curated record
AUGGGCUCGCAGGCAAAAUACCACUGGCAGAGUCAAAAUGUGAAGCAAAGCGGAGUAGACGACAUGGUCUUGUUGUCCAAGAUCACCGAAGAUGCCAUUGUGGAAAACCUUAAGAAAAGAUACAUGGAUGAUUACAUUUUUACUUACAUUGGCCCCGUGUUGAUAUCAGUAAAUCCAUUCAAACAGAUGCCAUAUUUCUCUGACAGAGAAAUUGAACUCUACCAAGGAGCAGCUCAGUAUGAGAAUCCACCGCACAUCUACGCCUUGACUGACAACAUGUACAGAAAUAUGAUGAUAGAAGGGGAAAAUCAAUGUGUUAUUAUCAGUGGUGAAAGCGGUGCUGGGAAAACUGUGGCAGCCAAGUACAUCAUGGGCUACAUAUCCAAAGUAUCAGGAGGUGGAGCAAAAGUUCAACAUGUAAAAGACAUUAUCCUGCAGUCCAAUCCUCUCCUAGAGGCCUUUGGCAAUGCCAAAACUGUCCGCAACAACAAUUCAAGCCGCUUUGGGAAAUACUUUGAGAUUCAAUUCAGCAGAGGAGGAGAGCCUGAUGGGGGCAAAAUCUCCAACUUCCUGCUGGAGAAGUCAAGGGUGGUGAGCCAGAAUGACAGUGAAAGAAACUUCCACAUUUACUAUCAGCUGAUAGAGGGCGCAAGCGCUGAGCAAAAGGAAGCCCUGGGUAUCAUGACCCCUGACUACUACUUCUACCUCAACCAGUCUGGAACCUACAAGGUGGAUGGAACCAAUGACAGCAAGGACUUCCAUGAGACAAUGGAAGCCAUGCAGGUGAUUGGAAUCCCAGGUGACGUCCGGACCCAGGUGCUGCAGAUUAUUGCAGGCAUCCUCCACCUAGGGAACAUCACUUUCGUAGAGGCAGGGAAUUACGGGCAGGUGGAGAGCAUGGACUUGCUCGCCUUCCCAGCCUACCUGCUUGCCAUCGACCCCAACCGUCUGCAAGAGAAGCUGACCAGCCGUAAAAUGGACUCAAAGUGGGGAGGGAAGUCGGAGUCCAUCGACGUGACCCUGAACAAGGAGCAGGCCAACUACACAAGAGAUGCCCUGGCCAAAGCCCUUUAUACGCGAGUCUUUGACUACCUAGUGGAGGCCAUCAAUAAAGCCAUCCAAAAACCACAUGAAGAAUUCAGCAUCGGAGUACUUGACAUUUAUGGAUUUGAGAUUUUUCAGAGAAAUGGAUUUGAACAAUUCUGCAUUAACUUUGUCAAUGAGAAACUGCAACAAAUCUUCAUUGAAUUGACCCUGAAGGCAGAGCAGGAGGAGUAUGUUCAGGAGGGCAUCAAAUGGACUGCCAUUCAGUACUUCAACAACAAGAUAGUGUGUGAUCUCAUUGAAAAUAAACUGAACCCACCCGGUGUGAUGAGCGUGCUGGAUGAUGUGUGCGCCACCAUGCAUGCCAAAGGCGAGGGCGCAGAUGGCACUCUGCUGCAAAAACUGCAGGCGGCCGUGGGAACACACGAGCAUUUCAACAGCUGGAACUCAGGCUUUGUUAUACAUCACUAUGCUGGAAAGGUGUCUUAUGAUAUCAACGGCUUCUGUGAGAGAAAUCGUGACGUGCUUUUCCCUGAUCUUAUCGAGCUCAUGCAAAGCAGCAGUCACGACUUCAUCCGCUUCUUGUUCCCUGAAAACAUCAACACAGACAAGAAAAGCAGGCCAACUACUGCAGGAUCAAAAAUCAAGAGACAAGCGAAUGACCUGGUGAACACGCUAAUGAAGUGCACUCCUCAUUACAUCCGCUGUAUAAAACCCAAUGAGACAAAAAGGCCCAAAGACUGGGAGGAGAGCAGGGUUAAGCAUCAGGUGGAAUACCUUGGACUGCGAGAAAACAUCCGUGUACGGAGGGCUGGCUUUGCUUACCGUAGAGUUUUCACAAAAUUCAUUCAAAGGUAUGCCAUCCUGACUGCCGAGACAUGGCCCCGCUGGAGGGGUCCUGAGCAGCAGGGGGUCCUUCACCUUCUCCGGUCUGUUAACAUGGAUAAUGACCAGUACCAGAUGGGCCGCACCAAGGUUUUUGUUAAAAACCCAGAAUCGUUGUUUCUUCUUGAGGAGAUGAGGGAGCGGAAAUUUGACACUUUUGCCAGGACUAUUCAGAAGGCCUAUAGAAGAUAUAUUGCCAGGAAGAAGUAUGAGCAGAUGAGAGAAGAAGCUUCAGAUAUCCUGUACAACUCAAAGGAGCGUCGGAAAAACAGUAUCAACCGAAACUUUGUGGGUGACUACCUUGGUCUGGAACAGAGGCCUGAACUAAGACAAUUCCUGGCCAAGAGGGAGCGGGUAGACUUUGCAGACUCGGUCAACAAGUUUGAUCGAAGAUUUAAGUCCAUCAAGAGAGACUUGAUCUUGACUCCGAAGGGAAUCUAUCUUAUUGGUCGAGAGCAGGUGAAGAAAGGUCCGGAGAAGGGGCAAAUAAAGGAGGUGCUGAAACGAAAACUGGAGUUUGGGAGCAUUAGUGGCAUCUCACUCAGUACGAAACAGGACGACUUCUUUAUUCUACAUGAAGCUCAGUACGACAGUCUUCUGGAGUCCAACUUUAAAACGGAAUUCCUCAGCUUGAUGUCCAAACGUUACGAGGAUGUGACCAGGAGAAAGCUUGCGAUAUCUUUUACUGACAGACUAGAGUUCAGAGUAAAGAAAGAGGGCUGGGGGGGUGGUGGCUCCAGGGUGGUGACCUUCCAGAAUGGAAUAGGGGACCAGGCCCAGCUCAAAACAUCGGGAAAGACACUCACCAUCACAAUAGGGAACGGCUUACCCAAGUCUUCCAAACCAACGAGGAAGGGUGCCCAACAGACACGUGGCGGAGGCCGAAAUCACACAGCCCGCAAAGCGCACCAGAAUGGAGCGACCCAGUUCUCCAGAAGAACCAAACAAACAGAUAUUAUGUAUUCCUCGCCACAAAAACACGGCAAGCCUCCUCAAACGGCCCUGCCCAAAUUGGAUUUUCAGAGAACCCCCAGGAUCCCAACUCACAACCACAGUAGCUCUGGGAACAUGGACUUCCUUAAUGUCCCUGAUGAGGGCAUGUCAGGGAAACAAAGAAAGCAGAGCGUCGGUCAGCGGCCUCCUCCUGCUCCCAAGCCCCAGCCUCACCCUCAGGGGCCCCGCUGUCGGGCUUUAUAUCAGUACGUUGGCCAGGACACCGAUGAGAUCAGCUUUGAGUUCAAUGAUGUCUUUGACCUUGUCAAAGAAGAUCCAUCGGGAUGGUGGACUGGCAGAAUUCGAGGAAGAGAAGGUCUCUUCCCUGGCAACUAUGUGGAAAAGAUUUGA